Molecule: messenger RNA, 1101 nt
Organism: Stylonychia lemnae
Lineage: Eukaryota; Ciliophora; Spirotrichea; Sporadotrichida; Oxytrichidae
Source: the annotation of a GenBank genome assembly
AUGUUUUUUUAUCUGGGACCAGUGGCUAUUGCAAUAAUAUGUUUAAUUGAUUCACAGGUUUUAGUUAAGAAUAUGGGUUUCUGGUACAAUCGAAAUCUUUUCAGUGUUUUCAUUUUUUAGCAAAUAAACAUUAGAGAUGUGCCUAUUGAGCAAAUGUUUUUCUACAAUAUCUAGGUUGUUAUAAGAAGUCUCAUAAUAGCAAUAAGAUAUGGAUAUUUCCAUGAUGAAGGAUACUCUUAGAUGUCAAGGUGCAUGUUUAAAAAGACAAAAUUAGAAGAUCAUCUGAUUAUGACUUCUUGGAUUUUCUCAAAGCUUUCUUCAAUUGAUUAAGAGAUUGAAGCAACUGUGUGGAGAAAUAGAGUUGAUGAGGAAAAUUUUAAAUGCUACUUUAUGGAAAAUAUUGAAAUAACUAACCCUGAAUUAUAGGAGCGCUUGGUAAAUGUAGAUCAUUACAAGGGUAGGCAUCUCAAUAUAAAGAUAAUGAGAAAGUACGUUAAAUAACAUGAGAAACUAAGAAGAUAAAAAAGCCUCUUAGAAGCUAAUUUCCCUGCUCACAUGAAUGAAGAAGUUUAAAAUAGCAAGAAUAUAGAAAAUGGAAGUUCAAUAAGUAUGGCUCAUCAAGUUAAUUCUAGUUAGAAAAUCGAAAGUGAUAGUGAAUCUAUUCACUAUGGCGUUAUAAUGCAUUCAAACUGGGAUGAAAUCCUCUAUAGCUCUGUUGAAUUCGUGGGAAGUCUGACUUUGAUCUACCAAAAUUACCUCUUCGUUUUUAUAGGCUUAAUAGACUUUAAGAGAAGAAAACUCAUGAUUAAUGCUAUUGGAGCAAUGGCUGAGCCUAUUAAGCAAUUUUCCCCAAAGCAAUAUAGAUAUCUGCCUACUGUCAAUCUGCUAUGUCUAAAAUCAUUAAACACCUGGGUAGACCUAAGAAUUUGCUCUCUUGACAUAGGAAAAAGAUAUCUAACUAGAAUAUUUUUAUACAGUUCUAUUUAUCUUGGAUUUUACCUCUUUUUCGCAAUUGUUCUGUUGCUGAGUUAUACUUGCAAUGCUCUUGAUUGGUUCUAAUGUGAAUCAGUAGUUUCAAAAGCAUUCAAAUAUGCUGCUUGA